CGGCCGACGUCCAAUUAGUCGAGGCGGCGCUGCUCCGCGAGUCGCACCGCCGCUGCGAGCCUUGAAGGCCGUUCGUCGAGUCGAGUUGGGCCGCGCGCGAUAAGGGAGCGCGCUAGGGAAGCGAGAGGCGGCCGCGGCGAAUCGGGCCUGACUGGGAUAGUGGGAUCUGUCGGGCUCCCGCGCGUGAUUCCGCGCGCCGCGAGCUUCGAUUGCAGGCAGCGCGAGUAACGAGGUUUGCCGGCAAGCUCGCUCGGAGAGGCCAGAGGGUGAGUGCGAGAGAGGGAGAGCGUCGCCGUAGCAACCCCCGGCCCCGGCUCGGCCUUGCGCCGCCUCCCCCGGCCAAUGGCGAGCCCCAGCCGGCCGAGGGGGAUGCUGCAGCCGGCGCGCAUGGGCGGGGCGCCAGCGGGAGCAGCCGGAGUCUGAGGCAGCGGGAUCACAGCAGCGGACGGCAGCAUCCAGCGCGCCACCAGCGGAAGCGGGCCAAACGAGCCGGGAGCCGCCGCGAAAUCGAGCCGAAAGUCACGUGCGGACAGUCAAAAAGCUCGGCUCGCUCCUCGCUGCCGUCGCUCCUCGUUCUGCCCGUUCUCUGCGUGCGCGCAGUCCGCCGUCCAGCCGGGCGAGACGCGACCCCGGAGUGCGCGAGUGCUUCCUCGCGUUAUUUUCUCGCGGCUGUUUACACGGAGCGGGAGGGAGAGAGUGCGCGCGGGGCCCGUGCCGAGGAUGCGGCCCGCUGGCGACGAGCGGCGCAGGCCCCCCGGGCGGGUUCCUAGAGCGGAAAGCCACGAGACCGGACUGUAGGGAGAGAGCGAGAGAGGAGCGCGCGCGCGCGAGCAGAAAGUGCCGCGGAGCGCGACGGACGGGAGCACCGAGCGAGGAGAAUCAGAAGCGCAACACCUGCCGCGGCCCCAGCGACGCCUGCACUCGAGGAAGCGCCAACUAUGGACCUCAGCACGGCCUAUCGCUACAAUCAGAACAUGAUGGAAUACUACACGUGCCACGGGGGAGUGAACCAGCUGGGCGGCGUCUUCGUGAACGGGAGGCCACUGCCGGACGUCGUGAGGCAGAGGAUCGUCGAGCUCGCGCACAGCGGCGUCCGACCGUGCGACAUCUCCCGACAACUCAGGGUAUCCCACGGCUGUGUAUCCAAGAUAUUGUCGAGGUAUUACGAGACUGGCAGCUUCAAAGCCGGAGUCAUCGGGGGCUCGAAGCCGAAAGUGGCGACGCCGCCGGUAGUCGAUGCGAUCGCCAACUACAAGAGGGACAACCCCACGAUGUUCGCCUGGGAGAUUCGCGACAGACUGCUCGCCGAGGGCAUCUGCUCGCAGGACAACGUGCCAUCCGUCUCCUCCAUCAACCGAAUCGUAAGGAACAAAGCGGCGGAGAAGGCGAAGCACGCGCACCAGCAGCAGCAGCAGCAGCAGCAGCAGGCGCAACAGCAGGGUCAGCAGCAGCAGCAGCAGCAGCAGCAGCAGCAGCAGCAGCAGCAGCAGGGCCCGGUGUCGGUGAUAGCGCACGCGCCGGCGACGGCUGCUACCGCCCCGAACGCCUACAGCAUAAGCGGCAUCCUCGGCAUCCCGGCCCACCACCAGGACCCCAACGGCAACAGCAUCAAGAGGAAGCGCGCCGACGACGAUGAUAAUCGCGAUCUGGCCGACCACUCCGACGAUGAUCUCAAGAGGCAGAGGAACACCUACAACGGCGACCAGCUCUACUCCAACCUGUGGUCCAGCAAAUGGAGCAUCAAGGACGAGCACAAGCUCUUGAGCGAGCUCGGCGGUGGCGGCGGCGGCGGCGGAGGAGGGGGUGGCGGAGGCGGUGGCGGCGGAGGAGGCAGCGGAGGCGGCGGAACGGCGAGCGGCAACGGCACCAGCGGCCCCCAGGCCAACGCCGCCAACAACGCCGGGUACUACGAGCACGGGGGAUUCCCCGGCAACACUAUCGCCACCUCCGCGGAACUCUACGACUCGCUAGGCACCAUCAGCACCAUGACGCAGGCGCAGACGCCGCAUCUCUACACACCCCCCAUCGGAGGCAGCAUAGGAGGUACUUUGACGCCGCUCGCACCACUGACGAUGCAAGAACUAAAAUUGAGCCAAACGUUGGACGGGACUAACAUGUCUCCUUACCAUACUACCGGAGAGAGUGGCAGCGUGGCAGUAUCAUACGUGGGUGUGGGGGCUGGCGGGGGCGAGCAGAGCCCACCGAUGUCGAUGCAGAACGAGGCUAGCGCCGCCCCCGCGGCCCCCCAAACCCCUCAGGGAGGGGACCCUGGACUCACGGUACUCCAGCCGCCUGUCUCGCAGCCCCAGGUAGCCUCCGCGAUUCCGCCCUACUCUACGAUGUUGCCUAGUUUUGGACACUACGCCACUGGUGGUGGCGAUUACGCGUAUAGCGCGGCGUACUCCCAGUAUUCCAGCGCACCCUACGGAGGAUACAGUUAUGGGGCAGCGACUAGCGGGUUGCUCAAUUCUACGUACUAUUAUUGCAACGGGGACACGCUGGCGUCUUCCCAGAACGGUGGCGGUCAGGGCCAACUCCAGCAGCAGCAACAGCAGCAGCAUCAGCAUCAGCAUCAGCAUCAGCAUCAGCAUCAGCAUCAGCAACAGCUGUGUGGGAGUAUCGACAGCACAGCGGACGUAGCGUCGCGCUCGCCGCUGGCCGCGACCAGGGCGAGCAGCGGCGCCUCCGCGGCCUCGCCUACGGGUAGCGCCUGCACCAAGCCGGACCUCGCGCAAACGCCGACCGAGCUGUACCUCGCCUGAUUGCUCGGGCUCGACCAAGUCGGCUAGGCCACUCCGCCGAUCGCGUUCGGUACGAGGAGAAGGAUCUCGGGAAGCGGGAAGGAGAGAGAAGAGAGGACGAGAGGAUCAAGCCCACUGGAAUUCAAUGUACUGAUCUCUAGACUCGCGCGGUCGUCAGCCUCGCGGAACUCGACUCCGAGAGUUCGCCGCGCUCCACUCGCCAAGUGCACAAGUCUUACCUUAGAUAGUUUAAUUUAUCACCAUCGGUUAGCACGAUUUUACGUUUUUUUCCUCUCACCAAGAACGCCUAUCUGACUCUCGGGGGCGGGGAUGCACUUCUCGAGGUGAUUCCGCGCUCGAGCUUGCGGCGGCCCGCUUGGAAAAUACCGGCUCGCUGCAAGCUCGGGCUCGAACCCGAUGCGGGGUAGGUAGUUGGCCGAUGCGCCCCGAUGCCCGACAGUCCGAGACGGUAUUCGCAACGUGCACGUAUCUUCACAUAAAUACGUUUAGGCAUAAUCAUAAUAGAAGAGUAAAAUUCGUAUAAUGAGAACGCCGCUCAGGCUCGUUCUUCGCAAGUCUGUGUCAGAGCACGAACGUGACAUGUCAUGAUUGCGCAUGUGUAUAUAAUAUGCAUCAUGAAAUAUAAUAUACAUGUAUGAUUAUUAUAUAGUAUGGUCGCGAAUUGAAGAUGUCGAGAGAUUCCGGACUCUUGAUCCAUCCUGUGUCUCCGUGUUCUUAGGAUUAAAACAAAACCAGCAAGGAUUCUAUAUCACAGAAUGACGAAUAAUAUCGCCGCAGUGGGCGAUUGUUCGGCUAACUUUGAGACUUUUAGAGCAUGAUGAAUCCGGUAAACGAUCACAUACAUUGUAUAACUGUUAAGAAUAUCGCAUAUAUAUUUUUUGUAGAAAAACCAAAGACCACAUCAAGCGAGAGAUUCGAAGAAGAAAAUAUAAAUAAAUAUAUAUAUAUAUAUAUAUAUAUAUACAUAAAUAAAUAAAUGAGUGAAUAAAUAAAAUAAACAGAUAGAUAGAGAUUAGACUACAUCGACAAUUCUAAGCAGAAGAUAUAGAACUAAGAGCAGAGCAUUUCCGGCUGCACUAUGUGUUGUGCAUUGACUCGAAUGUUUUGAUCAAUUAUUGUACAUAAUUAUUCAUUAUUCUUUAAGUAUUAGAUAAUCAAUGAGGUAUAGAUGAAGCGACACUCAUUAAAAAGUGAAUUCGAAAAAUAAUACAAAGAGUACAGUUGGUGUACGUACAUGUAGCCCUUAUAUUUACCAUAAUUUAUAUUGAACGAAAUUCAGGCAAAUUCACGCGAAACCGUGUGUGUGUGUGUGUGUGUGUGUGUGUGUAUGUAUAUAU
Messenger RNA from Nasonia vitripennis (jewel wasp), 4099 nucleotides. RefSeq names its product paired box protein Pax-2-B (gene sv). Gene Ontology annotation, molecular function: RNA polymerase II cis-regulatory region sequence-specific DNA binding; DNA-binding transcription factor activity, RNA polymerase II-specific. The record is from RefSeq and is a predicted model, not a curated record. The coding region runs from base 939 to 2762 and encodes 607 amino acids. The transcript has 10 exons. Lineage: Eukaryota; Metazoa; Arthropoda; Insecta; Hymenoptera; Pteromalidae. Gene Ontology annotation, biological process: anatomical structure development; regulation of transcription by RNA polymerase II.